AUGAGCUCUGAUAACGAGCCCGAGAUCCACCAAGAAGCUUUGGAAGAAGCAGGAACCGAGCAGGAAGCUGAUAAAAGCGAGUUAUCAUAUAGGGGUCCGCCAAGAGAUGCAACGAGAGACGCAACGGGAUUCAAAUACAAAAGCCUUAAUGCAUACUCUCUUAUUCCUACGCUUGUUCCACCCUUUGUAUUAGAUGAGCAACUGAAGAAGGCCAAAGUCCGAAGCUCUCACAGAUUCGAUGGAGAUUUGGAAGAGCAAACAGACACUCAUUGUAAAGAUCCCUUUUUGGUAUCGUACAACACGCAAUGGGCUCCAUUUGUCGAAAACAUUGGAUCGAAUGUGGCUUACCUCACGCACGGUAUAGUACCAAACGGGAUCAAGACGCAGGAAAGCAGCAGCAUGUCAAGUGUAUCUGAUAAUAACGAAAAGAUGAACAAAGUUGAACCUCACGAUAGCUCAAGCGACACAUCCGACGAAGGGCGCCUGGAGCGGGAUCUUGUCAGAAAAGAAGUCUUCACGGACCUCAGCGGGUCUUGGGGUGGCAGUGAACGACUAAAUGCAGUUUUUAAUGGGCCCAUGCUUGACAAUUAUGAUUUCCAUAACCCAAAGGACAGAAGUGAAUGGCGCGCAUAUCUGGAACAAGUGAAACGGUUUUAUUAUUCUAAUCAAGACGACCCCAAUUCUAGUGGCGGAAUAACUGGCGAAGAAAGGGACAACGACGAUGAGGGCAAAUUACACGGGUUUUUAGAACGUCAACGUUCAGAAUUUAAGCGCAAAAAGAUACACUGGCGUCAAAUAGAACGCCAAAAGAAGCAAAAGUGGGGUCCCCGUUUAAAACGUUUGCUCAUAGACAAUCAAUAUCUCCCGCUGAGUUUCCGCAUGUGUAUCGGGAUUUUGUGUGUGAUUGCGUUAGGACUUGCUAUCCGCAUAUAUCAGAACUCCAACUCUACUGUAGAGUCCAUUGAUUCAUCAAUCCCACAACAACCAAGCACUAUCAUGGCAAUUUGUGUGAAUUCCAUCGCAUUGUUUUAUCUACUCUACAUUUCCUACGACGAGUUUUCAGGGAAACCCUUGGGGCUGCGAAAUCCUUUUGAUAAGUUGCGGCUCAUCCUUUUGGAUCUUUUGUUCAUCAUCUUCUCGAGCGCCAAUUUGGCAUUGACCUUCAACACUUUAUAUGAUUCCAAAUGGGUUUGCACUGCCGGCAGCUUCAAAAGUGAGGAAAUACCUAAGGUUGAAUAUAUAUGUCGGAAGCAACGUGCGCUUGCUUCAUUUCUCUUCGUCGUUCUUUUCAUGUGGGUCAUAACUUUCACCGUGAGUAUCGUUAGAGUUGUUGAAAAGGUAAGUUCGGGAACUCAACGAUAA
Lachancea mirantina is the source of this 1362-nucleotide messenger RNA. The record is from the annotation of a GenBank genome assembly. NCBI's taxonomy places the organism in Eukaryota, Fungi, Ascomycota, Saccharomycetes, Saccharomycetales, Saccharomycetaceae.